CUCAGCCCGACAACGACGUGUUUUCGAACGCAAUAUGGCGACCAUUUGUGUAAAUCAAAAGUUCGAACUGUAUUGAAGUUUGUCUGAAUCAACUUAUAAUGCGUAACAGUGUAGCUGAGAGAAUGUCUGAUUGACAGCAAAAUUAUUUUUUGCGUCCCGAUUGGCUUUGUUUGGUGUUUCUUGCUGAAAAGUCAGUCAGAAGUGUCAUAUUGGUUCAUAGAGCCGCCUUUGUUUUUGUUUCGCUGUCGAACUGAACCAGCACGACCAGCAGCGAUUCUUUAAAUGAAGUGUUGUUUUCAUGCGAAUCAAGUUCAUGAACUCAAUCGGCAACAACUUUGGAGUGCCGGGUUUGUGCAUUGCUGUUCUGAUCUUCUGACGCGCAGUGAUACUUUCAAGACCACCUUUCCUCUUGUCCCAAGCAACAUCUUUUGUUGUUUUCCAUCUCAUCUCUAGCCAGGGAAGAUCUCCUGGAAUGUCCUGGGAUGAAGAUGCUGAGUAAUAUUUGAAAAUGGGAAAAUCCUUGCUCGUGGAUGUUGUCUUGCCUUCGUUUCACAAUAGCUGAAAGCAGUACCAAAAAUGUGAUGCGCUGCACUUGUUGGUAACGGAAGGGUCCAAUCUCCCUUCCGUGAGUCCCUUCUGAUUAUUUUGAUUGAGGCACAUACAGCAGAAGUGCCUCCGCUGUUUGAUGGCAAGAGGAAAGAAACAUUCAAAAAAGCAACAAAAUGCGUCGAGUCAAGUUGAAAGAAAAGGGUUAGGUCCCAAACACCAUCAACAUGUAAAAGCAGCUGUCAAAAUGCAGGACAAACCUGCGGGUAGUGCUGCUGUGAGAACCCCAAAAGCCAAUGGCGUUAAACAUCAGCCUAAUAUGUCAUCUGGGCUCUCUUCAGCCUGCUCCAGUCUUGCAUUUAAUGGACUUGAUUCUGCAAAGAUCAAUCAACAAACUUCAGAAGAUUUCAAACGUUGUGAAGAAAGCCAUCCCAGCACAGACCAGUGCGACCCUGAUUCUGAUGGGGAAAAUGGUGGCAGCUCAACACUUACCAAUGGCUGUGGCAUGCACAGCUCUAAAACUAUGUGUGAUUAUUGCUCAUUAAAUUUUAAGAGUGAAUCAGAGUUAAAUGUUCAUUGUAAAUCUGAGGCCCAUCAAAUUGUUGUAAUGUCAGAUGGUGGAAGAGAAUGGGAGUAUCGUCCACCUCCUCGAGGGGUAAUGGCUGAAGGGUAUUCACUGUGUGAGAAUUGGGAUAAGACAUGCAAAUAUGGAACACAAUGUGUUGAGGCUCACAGUGCAGAAGAAUUGCAAGAAUGGUGUGAAAGAUUUGAGUACCGUCAAAAGAAAAUCCAACAAGCAGAACAGGAGAAUCUCCUUGGAAAAUCUUACACUGAACAUUUGCUUGAAAAGUGGACAUCAAAUCCAGACAAUUUUCUUAAAGAGAAUGUUGAUUAUGCUGAAGAUUGUGUUUCUGAGAAUCAGUUGACAACAACUGUCUCUAAAGAUAGUAAAACAGAUUGGACCUUCCUUGUGAAGACGUCAAAAAUACUGAAAGCUGUUGUCUUCUUGCAGUUCCCAGAUAGGCAUCGCUUUUCAAUCAAGUGUGUCAAAAGUGUUGUGGGAGGAGAAACUGCAGACUGGUCCCAAGAGGAUUGUCAAGAAUGGAUUUUGCCAGAAACAAAUGGCAGAUCUAUUGAAAAUCUCCAAAACAAUAACCCUGAUUUUGAAUACAAACAUUCUGUGUGUGUAGAAUUUUCUUCUGACAUUUAUGGAACAUUCCGUCAGACCGUUGCUUUCGAUUUUGGAGUUGAGCCAUUACUGGUAAAGCAUUUAUGUGUUGAUGUAAGACCUGCCUCAUUUGCAUCUAAUGUUGAUGAGCUUAAAAAGGAGCUCUUUCUAGAGGAGAGAUGGGAUGAAAACAACGCAGAGAUAAUGAAGUUCUCUUGUUCUGACGAGGCCUAUUCUGCCUACUCCUCAAAUGGGUCAGAAGACUUGCUUCGAUUAUACCCUACUCCUACGCCAUCAACUUUUACCCUUACUCAGUCAACUGUGUCAGAGCGGACAAUCACAAAAAACAAUUACUCCUCAAGGAUGCACGAAUUAUUGGGUGUUGAGGAAAUGGCACGAUAUCAACAGGUGGCUCGCUUCAAUGUUCGUGCUAAGUUGAAUGUUACCAAGUCAUAUCUUUUAGCCCCUGCUGGCACCACUCAUAGCACUGCGAAAUAUGCACAGAAUGAUCAACUCUAUGCAGUGAUGCAACUCACUCAGGCAAUCUCGGAGGACACAGCAGCAGGCCGCCUCAUCCUCAACAAUUGUACCAGUGUCCUUUUAUGUGCAGCCGGGAAAUCUUCAAAGCUGUCAGAGGAAGAUUCUGUUACAAAGGAUCCUGUCAAACGGAAGGUCUUUGAAGCUCUCAUCGAAGACAAAGGGAAAAAUGUCAUUUAUUUAAAGUUGUCUUCAGAAGCUGUGAAAGAAUACAACAUUGUUGGUGGAAAGGUUUUCCAUGCUGAAGUGCAAUUUCAGUUGAAUCGCUUACAAUAUUGUGAAUGGCACCAUGCUGUGGACAGUAUUGACGACUACAAAAUUCUUUUCCCUGAAACAUUUUUGGAACCCAACAUUCCCUGGAGUCCUCAAAGGCAAUGGAAAGAAAUUAAGGAAACUAAAUUAAAUGUCAAGCAAAAGGAAGCUAUAGUUGCCAUUACAACACCCUUAAGUGUUCAACUUCCUCCUGUUCUCAUUAUUGGUCCUUUUGGCACUGGCAAGACCUACACCUUAGCUCAGGCACUAAAACAGCUGCUUGCUGUGCCUGAUUCUCGUGUUCUUGUCUGCACUCACUCCAACUCGGCGGCCGACAUUUAUAUCAAUGACUACCUCCAUCCCUACGUGCUUAGCGGCUAUGAAGCCGCCCGCCCUCUUCGCAUAUACUAUCACAAGCGCUGGGUCACUACUGUACAUCCAACAGUGCAAAAGUACUGCUUGAUCAAAACUGGUGUUGAUGGAACAAGGCGAUUUCAACUUCCAACAGCAGAAGACAUAAUGAAACACAGAGUUGUAGUUGUUACCUUGAACAUGUCAAUGGUUUUAUCUACUUUGGGCCUCAAGAAAGGAUUUUUCACUCACAUUUUCCUGGAUGAAGCUGCCCAGGCUAUGGAAUGUGAAGCAAUAAUGCCUCUUGCUGUAGCAGGAGAGAGAACUCGUAUUGUACUGGCAGGAGAUCACAUGCAGCUAAAUCCUGAACUAUUUUCUCCUUUUGCUAAAGAGCGCAAUCUACACAUGUCAUUGCUGGAGCGCUUAUAUGAUCAUUAUCCUACUACUUUUCCAUGCAAAAUAUUGCUCACAGAAAAUUACAGAGCUCAUGAAGCAAUCAUAAAGUUCACUUCAGACCUGUUUUAUGAUCAAAAGCUGGUGUGCAGUGGACGACAACCGGGUCAUCCCAAAUUUCACCCUCUGACGUUUUUCGCAUGCAGAGGUGAAGAUGUUCAGGAAACUAACUCAACUGGUCAUUACAACUUGGCUGAGGUUUAUGAAAUAGCUGAAAGAGUCAUAGAACUGAGGAAAUGUUGGCCUCCAGAAUGGGGUGACCUCAAUGAUCAGAGUAUAGGAAUAAUGACACCGUAUGCUGAUCAAGUAUUUCGAAUUCGAUGUGAAUUGAGAAGGAAGAAUCUUGGUGGCGUAUCAGUUGAACGUGUUUUAAAUGUGCAAGGUAAACAAUUUCGUGCCAUAUUCAUAAGCACUGUUAGAACUCGAAAAACUUGUGACACUCGUAUCAAAAGUAACGGCAGUGAAGAAAGUGAAUAUGGGUUUCUUUCCAAUUCCAAGUUGUUAAACACUGCUAUUACAAGAGCACAGUCAUUGGUCGCUGUUGUGGGAGACCCCAUUGCAUUAUGCUCUCUGGGACGAUGCAGGAAAGUUUGGGAGCGCUACAUUCAGUCUUGUGAUGAAAAAAAUAGUUUGUUUGGAAUGCCUUGGUCUACAAUUCAAGCUCAUUUAGAUGGUGUUGAAUUUAAAACAAGCUAUGUGUUAAACCCUCUUGCACCAGAAUUUAUACCUAGGGCAAAAUCUAAUCUGUAUAACAACUCUGGGAAUGAAUCCUUGGUGUUAAAUGGGUACCACUCCCACUUGGCAUUUUUUGACCAGUCUGUACCUGGGUCUGGGCAAAGCCAACCCCCAUUCCCAUACCCACAGCAGUGGUCUGGACCUCGACAUAGGUCUGGUCAGGGACCUGGGGUGAGGCCCUUGCCUGCCCCUGUGCCUGCUGCCGCUGCUCCUGUGACUGCACCUAAAGCUGCACCUCCACCUGGGCUCUCACCUGGUUCUGGUGUUGGACCUGGAUCUGGAUCUGGACAGCAACCACAUGUUGAUGGUCAAUUUUACCCGAACAUGUAUCGAGUUCCUCGUGUACACAACACCCCUCCUCCCCAACCACAGCUCUUUGGGGCGUUCCCAGCGCCCCCUCCCCAAGCACAAAAAUGGGGUGUGCCACCUGAUUCCCCCCACCGUUCAGCAAUGCAGCAAGCAUACCUAGUUGGCACUUGCAGGUUUCAGUCUUCACCUGAAGGCAUUCAACCCAGUGCUCCUUUAGGUGCUCCUCGUGGCCCUAUGCACGUUGUUUCCCAGGCUGCAAAUCCGUGGCCGGGAACUGGCCACCAGGCCAGCCAGCAGGCCAGCCACCAGGGCAGCCCUGUUGCUCACGUUGCUCCACCUGGUUUAGCAGCCAAUGCCAACUCCAAGGGCUUUGAAAUCGCUGCCCUUGAAAACAAAUUGCUGAUGCAGGGUGGUGUUGAUAUUCCAAGUGGUGAAUUCACUGGAAAUAACUCAGGCAAACUUAAUGGAAUUGUAUUGGAUUCUGCUGUGCAAGCAUUUGACACAAGCAAUAGUAUUCAACAUAUCGAGUCCUACUCAGCGCAAGUUGCACAGUCUCUGCAACAACCUCCACAACAGAUUAUACCACAAUCUGUCAAUCCCACCUUCUUCUCAAACAGGCAGACCCCAUACCAGUUGCAGUUUGCCCAAGAGCAGACCUUGCUUCAGCAGCUGUCUCAACAGCAUCAACCACCAGGAAAUCAGAGACCUGUUCAGCAACAGCAACCCGUACCCAAUCAACCAGUAAUGGCCACUGGACCGUUUCUGGCUAUUGUUCAAAAUCCUCUAAAUCAUCCUGUAACAUUAAAUGGUGCACAAAUCCAACAGCAGCAGCAGUUGCAACAGCAUCAACUGCAACAACAACAACACCAUCAGCAGCAAUUGCAACAACUUCAGCAACUUCAACAGCAGCGACAACAAAUGAAUCACCAGCUGCUUCAUCAACAUGAGCAGCAGCUGCAGAACCAAUUGAUGCAGGUGCAGCCAAUAUCUGAAGCAUUUGUUCAUGAGCAAAGGCUGAGAGAAGUUGAGAACCAGCUAAGACUGCAGCAAGAACAGCACCGCCAACAGCAACUACAGUUGGCAAUUCUACAGGAGCGUAGGAAACUGUUACUCGGCCAUAUCCUGACACCUCUAGUAAACUGCAAACCUGAAUGGAAUAAACUUAUUCCCAGAGGAGUCAACUUGCUUGAUAUGGUGGACAACAAAAGCCAACAGGAAGAGUGGUUUAAUCACUUGAUUCGACACGGUCAAUCUGAAGUAGCAAAGAUGUUUGCAGAAUUCAUGGUGUUGUGUGUCAGAGCAAUCACAGCCACAAGUUCCGAUCUAAGGCAACCCUCACCCAGUCCUCUUUUAAACAAAAUUCAAACACCUGACCAAAAUAUUAAAAUGACUGUGAAUUCAGCAGAGAGUUUGAAGGCAACUUCCUUACUAUCAAGUUCAAGCAACCACCUUGAGCCCUUAACUACAUUGGUCCCAGAGGAUGAUAAAACCAAUGUUGUAUCAGGAAAGGGGACUGAUGAACUAGUAAUUAUGAUGAAGGACUUGGACCCUAAAUACAUGUUAGGAAGCGACGCAUUAUUAAAUGGUGGAAAAUCUGUGUGGGCUAUUGCACAAGAUGAGUUAGAACGCUGCAAUCGCAAUGGUGUAAGAUUGAAAGCAGGAAAUGCAGCCAUGCAGAAGUCUCUCCAGAAAUCCGACACAUUUGACAGUGAUGAUUCAGGUGAUGAGCUGCUUUCAUCAAUCAAUAGACAACUCAACCUACAACAAUCAGUGGAUGACUGAGCGUAUGAAUCCUUACCAACGUUGGUUAGUUGUUUAUUUGUGUAUAGGAUGUUAACUCCUUUGGUAGAAGUUGAUCUUUGGAAACCUUCUAUUUAUUUUCCUUUUGAUUCUGUUUGUUUAGUUUUUAACUGUAGCUCAGGCAACUUUCAAAAUAUUAAGAAAUUCACCUUUGGGAACCAAAGAUAAAUGUAUUUAAUUGUGCUUAUGUGUCAAAUCAGGAAAACUUGCAAUAAAAACUCCCAGUUUCGCCAAAAAAAAAGUUUAAAAAUAUUGAAAAAUUCUUAUUAUAAAUAUGGGUAAGAAACAUUUUGAUGCACAAGCGAUAUGUUGAUGUGACCAUAUCCUAGAGGGAUCAUUUCUUGCUUGUUCUUGAGUUCUGUCCCAAUUAAAAUUGUACUUACAGAGAAGUGCGGCUUUGGGCCCUCUGCUUCUCUGGAACUCUAGCAUGUGCAUAUCAAAUGUACUACGCCUACUAUGUAAAUAUUUAGAUUCUGGGAGACUUAUAACUAGUAUUAGCACUAGUUUUGAUGUAAGAGAAGUCUUAUUUUUUAUCAUGUAUUGGAGGCUUCUCUUAAUUAGAUGAGUCCCUAUUUUCCUUUCUGAGUAUAUAAAAAUACCUUUAUCAACUUAUAAGUUCAAUUUUUAAUUGGAUGAUGCUUCCUAUUUAACAAAUCCCAUAUAGCAAAGAUGGCGGUGCGGCAUUUUUUUUUGUUCUCUUAUGAGAACUCAAGCGACUGCUUACUGGCAAAACAUAUUUUAAAGCAUUGUGUACAAACUUAGGGAGUUAGGUUUAUUUUGUUUUUUUCUUCUUACGAAAUUAAUUAUGAGUGCAAUGCGUAUGAAUAUAGAAUGUUGAUGAUUUUGAUCCUGCAUAUGAAUAUAGAACGUUGACGAUUUUGAUAUUGCAUAUGAAUAUAGAACGUCAAUGAUUUUAAUCCUAUCUAAUUUAACUGUGCAGUGGCAUUUAUUUUCUUAGUUUGACCUUAACUUGGCAUGACUGUGACUGUUAAUUGAAUUGCAUAUCCUCUAUUGACUGUAACUUCACAGUAGAAGUUUAUUAUGAGUUUAAUGUAUGAAAAAUGGUCAUCAAUUCGAAGUUCCAUGAUUUAGAUUGCAUUACAUUUAAAUGUCAUCUUUUUAAACGUGCCACCCAAUGCAUUUUGAAAUAGAGCCUGGCUAGUGUUCAUCAUCGUCUAUACAUAUUCCAUUGAUUCUUCCGAACAAUGUGAUUGCUCUUGCAUUUGUUUAAACAAUUCCACUUUGUAGAAAAGCGUAAAAAGAAGAAAAAAAAAGGAAAAGUGCAAAGCAGAAAUAUGAGAUGUAUUUGAAAGUUUUGCGGCAAAUGAAAUGUGUUCGAUAACAUUUAUCUCCAUUGAAGUAUGUCAAUCUCAAUGUGAAUUUUUGUGAGAUUGGUAAGAUUGAUUUUCAGUACACAAAGUUGAAUUCUAUUUUCCUUGAAUUACUUAUUACUAAAAAUUUGGCAUCUCUGUAGUGUCUUUGUUGUUCGCUAUUGCUUUUGAUGUACUAUAAUGUAACUGAUUUACUUCUCUAUAUUUAAAAAUAACAUUUUCUAAACAACAGGCCCAUUGUAUCAACUUGAGUUUAAAGAAAUGAAGUUCUUUAGAAAUUUAUGUUAGCUUUCACCGAAAGGUAUCUUAAUGCUCAUAUUUUGACAAGUGUUAAAAUGAGAGUUCGGGCAAAAGUUAUGAUCUCAGUUUUAAAAUUUUUGAUGGAACCUGCUAGAUUUUAUACAGGUUGGCUGUGAUAGCUAAGCUGAGGCUCGGGGGCCGCGUUUUAUUUUGGGCUUGUCCUUAAGAAGUAUAUUAUUAUUAUACUGUAUCUAUCAGUUUAUCUUAACUUCCUGAGAUUUUGAAUUGCUUUCUGUGAAGACUGUUAAGGAAAGAUAGUCUCAAAUUUACAUGGUUGUUGCUGUGUUUAAGUUAAAAAUGUGUCCCCCGAUGAUGUUGCACCAUCUAUUGAUUCAACAUUCCCUGCACCCCUCUGCUUAUGUUCAUGCUCAUAUCCUUUACCCUGUGCUGGUUCGAUGAUGAAUGAUAAUUGUGUGCGACAUUUUUCAUCCACUGGGGACACUGAACUUUAACUGUAACAUAUAAUAUAACAAUGUAAUCAUCUGCCUAUUAGGCAGACUAACUAUGCUUUGAGUAGAGAGUUCUUUGUCAACUUAGUGUCUCUUUGUGUAAAAUGUUCAAUCAAACGUUUGAACCAGCUCUUGUUCUCUUUGUUUAUUUGUUUUGUUCUUGUUGUAUCUAUAUUUGUACUUGUACUCCUGGGUGAGGUGGUAAGCUGCCUGGUCUUCUUUAAAGUUGACCUUCACCCCUCCCUUUCUCGUACAGUUCAAGUGGCCAUUUUAUGACAUGAUGUGUAACAUAUUGUAGUUCUCUUGGAGAUAUGAAAGAUUAAUUUAUCAAAGUCAUUUCAUAACAUAACCCUAAAUGUGGUCUGUAGGGCUGCACUUCCAUUUGCUGUUAUUGACUGCUUAUUUUGCUGUUAGUGUAAUGUGAUGAACAUACUUUAGGGGUUGUACUUAAGUUUUAAAGCAAGUAGGAAUGAUCUGAUGGAUAGAAUUAAUUUAUUUACAAUACCAAUGCACACAUCUGUGAGUAGUUUUGUGUGGUUGGCUGAUUGUUUAUCUUAAGGACUGAUAAUUAGUGUCAUUUUAGGAGGAGUUUCAUGAAAGCUGAAUUUGAAAUCUGGUGUUCUACAUCGCUUUUUUAGCAAUGUUAUUUGGUUAUUAUUUUAAGUAACAAAUAAGUGAAGCCGUGUAUUUGGAACAUGCAUGCCUAGUCAAAAUCAAAUAAUUAAUGUAUCUUUUGUAUCUAAAACAAAGAAAAAAAAUAUGAGAAAAAGUUAUGACUUUUAGAUGCAUUUUGAUGAGGUAGUAUGUCACCUUACUAUACUUCUUGUAAAUAAAUAAAGGGUUCUUGAGUCAUUCUUUCUGUUGACAGGAGGAUAUUGUACAAUAUAAUCUGGCGUACAGCUGCAAAUGUUCAGAUUGUCGUCAUUGUAUAGUUUUGUUAGGUACCACUGUAUUGAUUUGCAAGAUGAUGUAUGAAACUGUACUAAAUAGGACAAUUCAAUUGAUUUGACCCUUUGCUGAGAUAUAUUUUUUAGAUUUUAUUUUUAUUUACGUUUAUCAACUGUCCAAACUAAUGAACUUCAAUUAUGGAUUGUUACUUUUUCAUCAGGACACCCUGAUUUCAACAUGCUGCAUCAAUUAUUUAGUAGUCUCUGUUGCAAUUUUUUUCUACAUUUUUUCUACAUUUUCUCACAGUCUUUAAUUAUUUUUCCUGUUUUGAGAUAGGAGGUCUGAUAUAACUGUAUAACUUCUGCAUACAAGUGGAUAAGUUCAAUCUGGGCCUGUAAUUAUCAUUUUGUCUUUGAUAAUUUUCUUGGAUGAAGUUAAUCUCAUAAAAUUUUAUAUCCAUUUAUGACAUGGCCAUUUUGUUGCCUGGACUUGGAAUUUUUCCUAGGACACACCAAUGAAUGUAUAUAUAAUUAUACACUCAAAUUUUGCUUGAACUACCUAUUUUAUUGUUAAUAAAGAGGGAUCCGUCAUUUUGUUUACUUUUGGA
Thrips palmi is the source of this 9726-nucleotide messenger RNA. It is a transcript of the gene Helz, whose product is annotated as probable helicase with zinc finger domain. The coding region runs from base 686 to 6133 and encodes 1815 amino acids. Lineage: Eukaryota; Metazoa; Arthropoda; Insecta; Thysanoptera; Thripidae. The transcript is spliced from 21 exons. The record is from RefSeq and is a predicted model, not a curated record. Gene Ontology annotation, molecular function: helicase activity. Gene Ontology annotation, biological process: regulatory ncRNA-mediated post-transcriptional gene silencing. Gene Ontology annotation, cellular component: cytosol; P granule.